GGCCCCAGCCCAGCGCAGCCCAGCCCGGCCCAGCCCAGCCACGGCUCGGCAGGCGGAAGGGAGGGGGACGGCGCAGAGCGGCUAGCGUCAGCGUUAGCCCUUGCAAACUGCCAGCUUAACGAAAGCAAUUUGCCUGUAUAACGCUUUCUAAACAGCAGUGCCGAGAGGUGAUGCUGGGGGUAGCCGGAAUGACGGGCAACAGCAUGGCAAAUGCCCUGGCCAAUGCGGCCUGUGAGCGCUGCAAGAGUGGCUUUGCUCCUGCUGAGAAGAUAGUCAAUAGUAAUGGAGAGCUGUACCAUGAGCAGUGCUUUGUGUGUGCCCAGUGUUUCCAGCAGUUUCCAGAGGGACUCUUCUAUGAGUUUGAAGGCAGGAAGUACUGUGAGCAUGAUUUCCAGAUGCUCUUUGCUCCUUGCUGUCACCAGUGUGGAGAGUUCAUCAUUGGUCGUGUGAUUAAGGCCAUGAACAACAGCUGGCACCCUGACUGCUUCUGCUGCGACAUUUGCCAGGCUGUGCUUGCUGAUGUCGGAUUUGUCAAAAACGCUGGCAGGCACCUGUGCCGCCCAUGCCAUAACCGUGAGAAAGCCCGUGGCCUCGGAAAGUACAUCUGCCAGAAGUGCCACGCCAUAAUUGAAGAGCAGCCGCUCAUUUUUAAGAAUGACCCUUACCACCCUGACCACUUCAACUGCAACAACUGUGGGAAGGAGCUGACAGCUGAUGCCAGGGAGCUGAAGGGAGAGCUCUACUGUUUGCCCUGCCAUGACAAGAUGGGUGUGCCGAUCUGUGGUGCCUGUAGGAGACCCAUCGAGGGACGUGUUGUCAACGCCAUGGGCAAGCAGUGGCAUGUGGAGCAUUUUGUGUGCGCAAAGUGUGAGAAGCCUUUCCUUGGUCACCGCCAUUAUGAGAGGAAGGGGUUGGCUUACUGUGAGACUCACUACAACCAGCUCUUUGGCGACGUUUGCUAUCACUGCAACCGUGUGAUUGAAGGCGAUGUGGUGUCGGCGCUGAACAAGGCCUGGUGUGUCAGCUGUUUCUCUUGCUCCACCUGCAACACAAAACUCACCCUCAAGAACAAGUUUGUUGAGUUUGACAUGAAACCUGUGUGUAAAAAAUGUUAUGAGAAGUUUCCUCUGGAGCUGAAGAAAAGGCUGAAGAAGCUGGCUGAGGCUGUUGGACGCAAGUAGUGUUUUCCAUACCUAAAACACCCUGGGGGUAUCUGUUGUAUCUGUUGCUAAAACCUUAACGUGAGAACUGCACAAUCAGCAGUUCCUAUGGGAAGGGCCCAGCAUUGUACCAGCGUGCCAAUGUAUAAUAAUUUAAAUCUUGGUUGCCUUUCCUCUCUUUGUAAACUGUCAUGAGCUGUCAUCAUGUUGGUACUUGUUUUGUAUUGCCAGUUUUUUUUUUUUUUUUUAAGUAAAUGUUUAAUUAUUUUUACAUUCCUCAAAGUGUCAGAACUUGUUAUUCUCUCCCAGCCAAGAAAUGUAAUACUCCUAUUGACACAGUGAAUACUAAUGCAUCAUUAUUACUUAAACCUUGAGCCAUUUAUAACUACUGUGCCCACUGUUAUGAAAACAACUUUGAGUUUAAAAAGUGCUGCAUCCAGAGCACUUUUGAAUGAGACUUGUAUUGUGCCUUGAGUAUAUGAACUACGUGUCUUAAUAUGCAACUGAUGUGUAAAAUGCAUUUUCGAAUAUACUGUUAUGCUUGUAUUACAUGUAUUUGCCUUAAUAAGGAUGUACUGAGAGCAGCAGUUCCCUUUACCAAAUGUCAGACUUUUUAGCAACCAUACUUCCAUGAGUUCAUGUGUUUCAACCACUAGUAUUGUGUCCUUUGCUGAGGCUGAGUUGCUCUUUUUUUUUUUUUUUUUUUUUUUUUUUUUUUUACACUCCGACUGUAGUUGAUUGAAAAAGUUUGGUCUACAGAGAAGCCUUUGUUCUUUGAUUCUCAAUGGCUGGGGUCAAAAUCUGAUGUUCACUGUUUUUUGUUUUUUUUUUUCUUUUUUUCUUCUUGCAUGUUCCAUAGUGGGCAAGAGUGAAUGUCGUCAUUUUGUGUGCCAUAUAUUUGCAUAUCUGCCAUGGGGCGUGUAGUCAAAAAUCUCUAUUGAAAAUGUGCAAAACAAAGGCUGCCUUGAACAGAUAUUCAAGAGACAUGUUCCUUUAAGGAUUAAAAUACAUAACACCGGUAUCACAUUUGUGACAUUUUAUCUUUUUCCUUUUUAACAUCAGUUUUUGCCAGUGAAAUGCUAAUGAUCAGGCUAAGUGGACUAGUGGUGAAUCAUUGCUUUGACAGAGAUGUACCUCUUUGUACUUUGGGUUAGGGUUAGGGUUAGGGUUCGUCAUCCCAACCGUUGUAAAUUCAAAUUAAGAUUUUCAGUUUGUUAUUCAGUAGGAAUAAUUAUUGUUCAUAAUAUUAAAAAAAAAUUGCAAGCACUGAUUCCAACUGCUGUGUUCCUUCCAAAUGACAAGCAUUUUUCUAGCAAUAGUUUAUUCAAGUAAUUAAGGGAUGAACACUAACAAAAGUGAUGUGUUUUAAUUCAUGUGGCAAAACAAUAGCUAAUAAGACAUGACUUUUGAUCACUUUUGAUGCUUCUUGCACAUGCCAUGCAUAUUUUCCAUAGGGAUUUUGAACUACACACCAAAUGGCAGGAAUGCUGACUUACAGUCCGCUUUGCUCGAAAUAGCAUUCCAUGAUGUCUCCUGUGUUUGGCCCCUGCGGUUUCUUUCUUGGGAAUUAGAAACGCAUCACUAAACAAUGGGGAUCCUGUUAGUGGUGCAGAGAGAUGAGCUGAAGUCUUUCACAUAUCUGCAGUUGUACAUUAGCUACAAAUAAAGUCCACCUUAAUGCGAACCGAUUUUUUUGGUGUUUAAAAUCCCUUUAAAAAAAAAAAAAAAAAAAGCCUUGUUGGCAAAUGUUUGAGGCUGACUGCUGAACUCACUGAAUAACACUGAAAUGUAAAUGUUGUAUUAAAGAAAAAAUAUUGCUUUAA
Myripristis murdjan (pinecone soldierfish) is the source of this 2983-nucleotide messenger RNA. It is a transcript of the gene lims1, whose product is annotated as LIM and senescent cell antigen-like domains 1. The record is from RefSeq and is a predicted model, not a curated record. Bases 171 to 1181 code for a protein of 336 amino acids. NCBI's taxonomy places the organism in Eukaryota, Metazoa, Chordata, Actinopteri, Holocentriformes, Holocentridae. The transcript has 10 exons. Gene Ontology annotation, biological process: positive regulation of integrin-mediated signaling pathway; cell-cell adhesion; positive regulation of substrate adhesion-dependent cell spreading. Gene Ontology annotation, cellular component: cell-cell junction; focal adhesion; cytoplasm.